UCCACACCCCUCCUUGCGGGCUUGGCUGGGUCCUGAGAUUGGAACCGGCAGGACCUGUCCCUGUGGCUUCUCCCCAGGGAGGCUGAGGUCUGAUGAGAAUGUGGGGCCAAGUUCUGUGCCCCCCAGCCCUAAUGACCUCUCUUUGGCUCUGCAGCAUCUAAAAAUCUCAAAGACAGAACAUGGAUCAAUCAGAUAGGAAGAGGCGGAAUUUAGGCCACCACCUGCCCACUCCAGAAGUCUCUGCAGGCCUCACGCCUCCCCACGCCACCACCGCCCCCCACCCCCGACUGCCGGAUUUUCGCCUCUGAUGGCUCUGCCGUUAUCCAUCAGACCCACUAGAUGGAGUGAUCCAAGGGUGGAGACUUGGUCCACCCGCAGCUCCAAGAUGGUCUCAUCACCCACGGUCAUAACAAGGAUGCAAGCAAUCAUGCAGAAGGAGAUGGUGCGAGAGUUCCUGGCCGAGUUCAUAAGCACAUAUGUCAUGAUGGUGUUUGGCCUCGGCUCCGUGGCCCAUAUGGUUCUAGGAGGUAAAUUUGGGAGCUUCCUCGGUGUCAACUUGGGUUUUGGCUUCGGAGUCACCAUGGGAGUGCACAUGGCAGGGAACAUCUCUGGGGCCCACAUGAAUGCGGCCUUGACCUUCACCAACUGUGCACUAGGCCACAUGUCCUGGAAGAAGUUUCCUGUGUACGUCCUGGGUCAGUUUCUGGGUUCCUUCCUGGCUGCUGCCACCAUCUACUGCCUCUUCUACUCCAUUAUUGAAUUUUCGGGCGGACAUCUGACAGUGACUGGUCCCCUAGCCACCGCUAGCAUUUUUGCCACCUACCUUCCUGACCACUCAACAUUGUGGAGGGGCUUCCUGGAUGAGGUGCUAGUGACAGGGAUGCUCCAGCUAUGUCUCUUCGCCAUCACGGACAAGGAGAACAACCCAGCGCUGCAAGGGACACAGGCCCUGGUGAUUGGCAUCCUCAUUAUUGUCAUUGGAGUGUCCCUGGGCAUGAACACAGGAUAUGCCAUGAACCCAUCCCGGGACCUGCCUCCCCGCUUCUUCACUUACAUUGCUGGCUGGGGUGUACAGGUCUUCAGGGCCCGGGACUGGUGGUGGGUGCCAGUGGUGGCGCCGUUCCUAGGUGCCUACUUAGGUGGCAUCAUCUACUUGGUCUUCAUUGGCUCCACCAUCCCACGGAGGCCCCAGAUACUGGAGGACUCCAUGAUGUAUGAAGACCGCAGAAUACCUGUGUUGUCCAAGACCAUGCCAAACCCACCCGUGACCUCUUCCAUCACCCCUGUCUCUGUGUCUCCCAUCAACAGACCUUCAGUCCGAACUGUCCCACCCUUAAGUGACCCCAUCCACCUAGAGCACUUCUAAGAAAGAUUAUUUGUGACCCUAUCCCCUCACUCCAAUAAAGAAAACCUUGUCCAACACAGUGGCACCCCCACUUCCUGGGUGCCUCCUGUGGUUGGGCUUCCCUCCUGGAUUCUUCCAGGGUUAUGCAGUAGCCCGAGGCUGGAGCACAGAUCUGAGAGGUCUCUAAAUCCUUCCAGCCUUGGGAACUGGGGUGCCCCCAGUGGGAAUGGGGGAAGAACCGAACUACGGCCUCAGUAGGAAAAGGAGAUUAAAGGAUGCCGGACACAGAAUGGUGGACUUUCAGGCAUAGGGUAGGGAAGGGAUGGUUUUGGGGAAAGGACAACAGCUAGCUGGAUGUAAGCUCUGGGGAUACCUUGAGCUACCCUGGGAUGGGACUCGAGACUCUCCCUCAGUUCUGGCUGGUCCUUGGACCAGACAAAGCAAGGCCCAAGCAUGUAGAUCAGAGUUUCUUAAGCUUUUUUUUUUCAUUAUUGCUCCCCUCAGAAGCCCUUUAGACAUUUUCUUUCUUAAUCACAUAUUUUAGUACCACAGAUGUACUAUAUCUGUUUAAGUAUUGUGUAUAUAUAUAUCUGUUCUUUAUACAAAAUAGAGUAAGAUUUUUUCAUCUUCCCCUUUCAAGAAUCAAUGUUCUUGCCCUUGGAGGCAAAAUCACCCCCACUGUGAAAACGCCUAAUGUAGACUGAAAGUAGGUAAAGGGUUGGAUUCCUCUUUCUUAUACUGGUGCCAGAGCUCUCCCACACUAAGGAAUUCCGGAGUCAGAAGGAAGAUGCAGAGAAGGAAGUUCUUCCAAAAGGUACAGAGACAGGAAAUGGCUUCAUGGGAUUCAGGGGGAUAGGCACAGAGGUGGGGUGGAGGUGGGGCAGCAAGCAUCCCCACCCACUCUGGGAUCAAGCAGGAAUUACCCUGCCUUCUGGGACUCAGAGGCAGCAUCACCCAUGGUUCCUGUCAUUGUUUGUGUAUUCAGCCUUUCAACAAUUAUUGAGAACCUCUUGUGUGCAGGCCCUGCCUGGGCACUGAAGAUGUUGAAACGGAUGAGGCCGGGUCUCUGCCUUCGAGGAGCCCAGUCUAAUGAGGAUGGGUAAUCAUGGGGAAGGAGCUAAGUGUCAGAGAGGGGCUGUGGGGCUCAGAGAGGGCUCACUGCCCAGCCGCGGGGUGGAGGCCAGGGAUGGGCUUCCCAGAGGAGGAGGAAGAGCAGAGUGGAAGACAAAGGUUGUCCUUUCUGGGAUUUGUUGCUGCACUUUGCAGUUUGAGGAGAUGGUGUUGAGGAGGUGGGCUUUCUUCUGGAGAUGGGGACAUGGUGAGAUGAGAUUUAGCAAGCCUGCCUGAGCUGCAGUGUGCAAGUUGCUGGGAAGGGGGGAGACUGGAACCUGCAAGGGAGUAUGGUGAGAGGCAAUAAUCCAGGAGGAGCAGCAGAUGGGAGAAAGGGGAUUCACUAUAUACGGAGGAGGUAAAGCUCACAGGACUUGGGCUUGAAUUGGGAGCAGUAGGUAGGAUGCAGCAGGGGUCAGGCUGACUUCAGUUUUUGGCUUGGGCCUGGGGCACCGGAGAUGUGCCCCCUGAGAGUGUAUAAGGAGACAAACUGGUUUGGAAAGGAAGAUAAGUUAUAUCGUGGGCAUGUUGAGUUUGUGUUGCCUAUGGGACUUUGGGGCAAGAGGUGUGUAUCUUGAGCAAGUUAUUCAACCUCUCUGGGCUUCCGUUUUCUCAUUGGUAAAAUGGGUCUAAUAUUACCUAUCAUUUGUGUCACUGUGAAUAUUCAAUGAAAUAAAACAUGUACAAUGCUGAGAAUAGUGCUUGGCACAGAGUAAGUGCAUAAUAAACAACUAUGCUUUUUAUAUGGUCUGGAGAUCAGAAGAGAGUUGAAGACAGAGAUUGGGGAAGUCAUGCCCGUGUGGACAUCACGGGGGCCGUGGGAUAGUGAAAGGAGGGUCAGUGACCAGUGUCCUGCGAGCACAGCUGGGAGCAUGGUUAGGAGGUGUGGAGUGGGCACCUGACCCGGGAGGGGUGCAAGG
Ailuropoda melanoleuca (giant panda) is the source of this 3375-nucleotide messenger RNA. It is a transcript of the gene AQP7, whose product is annotated as aquaporin 7. Gene Ontology annotation, biological process: glycerol transmembrane transport; water transport. The coding region runs from base 308 to 1366 and encodes 352 amino acids. Gene Ontology annotation, cellular component: plasma membrane; basolateral plasma membrane. The record is from RefSeq and is a predicted model, not a curated record. Gene Ontology annotation, molecular function: water channel activity; urea transmembrane transporter activity; glycerol channel activity. Lineage: Eukaryota; Metazoa; Chordata; Mammalia; Carnivora; Ursidae. The transcript is spliced from 8 exons.